AUGGAGCAGUCAAGACAUUUAUUGUUCAUAAAAACUACUGUGAUCCUUUUGGCCAUUUUAUGUACACUUAUGGCAUGUCACGCCAGUAUUGAUAAAAAGGGCGGUGCUCAUGACGCAAUUGUAGGUUGGGGCGAUCAAAUUUUCUCCACGAUCAGCCAGAAGAUGAACGAGUUGACUGACUUUGACACAAUCAAACAAAUUAUUGACGCUACGAUUGAAGAGGAUUGCUACGUCGAGGAAUGUCCAGCAGGUCGUGUGAGGCAGCCGAAUCCUUAUUUCAUUUCCGAAAGUAAUGGCUGUGGUUCUUUUGGUUAUCAGUGGAAAAAGGAUUUGCUACCCGACGAAGGGCUUGAGGAUUGCUGUAAUGUCCACGAUCAUUGCUACGAUGAAUGCGGCGCUGAUAAAGAUAUUUGCGAUCUCGAAUUUAAAACGUGUCUUUACAGCGUCUGUAAAAGCAGGAAACAUGAAUGGACAGUAAAUGAACUGAAAGCUUGUAAAGGUGCUGCCAAAUUGAUGUACACAGCUACUCAAGCUUUCGGCUGUAAAGCAUAUCAAAAUGCCCAGAAAAAAGCCUGUCGUUGUGUUGGAAUGAGUCAUCAGGACCUGUGAGCUGCAAAACUAUCGAGGUGGACAUUUAGUAGUGCAGCAAUUUCGGGAAAUAGGCGCCAACAACACAACCGCAAGAAGCAGGUAGUUGGAAAUUUUCAAUGGCGAAGGGAAAGUAAUAAUCGUAGGGAUCGAAGACCAAGAAUCGGUGGAAAAUGUUCUUCUGGACGCAUUUGGAGUCGUAGCAAGUAGGGACCAAUGGGCACGAAGAACCGAUGGCGAUGUCACAUUCCUCUAUGCGGGCCGUCUGGGUGAACUGGUAAUUGUAAGACUCGACUUUGUUGACAAUAACACGCCACUUUCCGUCGACAUUGACAGCUCGCAUGGGUUGAACGUAAGCGGUAGAACUCGGGCACAGAUACGUUUCUUCGGACAAGUCUUUCAGUCCGUCGACCGAGUUGGGUGUGAUGGCCUUUAGGUCCUUGUAGAGCGCCAAGACUUCUUGAUAGUAGUUGUUCAAUGCCUUUUGGAUGUCGUAGAUGGGGUAAACUUCAUCAUCGAGACACCACGGCUUCGUCGAGUUCUUGGCGCAGAGGGGCACGUCUUCGUACUUGGGUACUGGAUAGCCUAGUUUGGAAGGGGAUUUAUUGGCCAUCGCGACAGCCAUCAAGGAGGCAAAGA
Daphnia pulicaria is the source of this 1227-nucleotide messenger RNA. RefSeq names its product group XIIB secretory phospholipase A2-like protein. Gene Ontology annotation, cellular component: extracellular region. The record is from RefSeq and is a predicted model, not a curated record. NCBI's taxonomy places the organism in Eukaryota, Metazoa, Arthropoda, Branchiopoda, Diplostraca, Daphniidae. Bases 1 to 609 code for a protein of 202 amino acids. Gene Ontology annotation, biological process: phospholipid metabolic process; arachidonate secretion; lipid catabolic process. The transcript is spliced from 5 exons. Gene Ontology annotation, molecular function: calcium ion binding; A2-type glycerophospholipase activity.